Messenger RNA from Schistocerca gregaria, 582 nucleotides. RefSeq names its product histidine-rich protein-like. The transcript has 2 exons. The record is from RefSeq and is a predicted model, not a curated record. NCBI's taxonomy places the organism in Eukaryota, Metazoa, Arthropoda, Insecta, Orthoptera, Acrididae. Bases 29 to 295 code for a protein of 88 amino acids.
UGUACGAGGAUGCAGUGACAGCGGCGACAUGAACAGGCAUCCGGUGGUCUUGGCUGCGCUGCUGAUGCUGACGCUGUGUUUCGUGAUGCUGAAUUCGAACCCAGUGGUUGACCCGCGUCAUCACCACUGGGGUGGUGGCCACAACUACGGAUACGGACAUCACCACCACCACUGGCACCAUCCACACCAUUGGCACCACCCACACCACUGGCAUCACCGACACUCCUACAGAGUAGAAAUUAUACUGCCUCGUUGGUUCUUCCUGCGUAAUGGACUAGCUGGCUUAGCAGAAUAACGUGCAACGUGUGCAACGUUUUUGAUUUCGUGCUAGAAAUAGCAAUAAACUGAGAAUCAGGAUGUAACUUUGAGUAUUUAUUGUUUUUAUCCAGAGAAUUAGCAUUAACAAUAUUUUAUUCAAUUAACUCGGAACGUUAAUGUGUACUGUUGUUUAGAUUUACUGUUUUGUAUUGAUUAUAUAACAACUUGAAUGCAUUGAGGUUGCUGUAUUGGGAAAUUGAAAACAUAUUCCAAAACAUCCAGUUUAGAUUUAAACUAGGCAAAGCACUGUAUGAAACAAAUCAU